Messenger RNA from Linnemannia hyalina, 3747 nucleotides. NCBI's taxonomy places the organism in Eukaryota, Fungi, Mortierellomycota, Mortierellomycetes, Mortierellales, Mortierellaceae. The record is from the annotation of a GenBank genome assembly.
AUGACCCAUCGGACCCUUUCCCAGACCUCUGCUACUACUACUACAAUUCCACGACAUCAAUUCCAACCUCGACAACUGCAACAGCAGCAACGACAACCUUACUCCACCUCAACCUCGGCUUCAACGUCCUUAGCCUCCUCAACUGCCACGUCCUCGUCUUCAACAAGUCCGACAGCAACACGGAGGCUACUAUCGAACCAACAACAACAGCAACAGCACCUAGCGGUGAACGACAACACCGAGUUGGACUGGAAGUACCUUUCGGCCGCAGACACUUACACCUCUGAAUACUCGUCGAUAGCCUCAGAUGAGUUCGAGGAGGAUGGAACCGCCCAUAACUCAGCCCAAGUCUCGGAUUCUUCCGCGGGUUCACGAGUCGCUACUGUGCAACGCAGUCUCGGUGCACGACCCUUCUUGGUCCCCGCUUCUACAACUCCUUCGACUAUGGCUACUGCUGGUACCCUAUCAUCGUCGUUGACAACCAAGGAGGCCGACGACAGCACCGACACGAUAAAGGGAAUGAGGGCGCGUGCUCUUGACAGAGUCAAUGGUCGCAAGGCGUCAUCCUCAAACCUCUCAGGAUCGAGUGGCAACCUCCCUGGUAGUAAUGACUAUAAUCCUUACCGGAGAAGUGUUACAACUACCUCUAGUGUGGUCGGCUCGUCGGAUGCAAUUACAAGCAGCCGAAAUUCUUCAGGACAGGAGGCGACAACAGCAGCAGGAGCUGGAGGAACUGGCAGCAAGAUCAAACGGAGGUCUUUUGGCGCAUCUGACAGAUCUCAAUCUCUUCGAAUAACCACCGCCGGCAACACUAGCGACAAUUCUGCAACAAAAUCAGAUGCACAGCUAAACAACCCUUCAGCACCCUCAACUCUUGUUCGGAAACGCACCUCGGGCCCCAUCAAAUCUCAACAGCAGCAACAACAACAACAACAACAGCCACAACAACAUGCGUUGUUUACGUCGGAGGACGAUUCAGAGGUCCCCGGUCAGACCGUCUACCAGGACCGGACACGGUAUGCAUCAGAGGGAGGGAUGCUGGUGAGCGAGAUCAAGGCACUGAAGGCGCGGGUACAGGAACUGGAGUUGGAGCGCAUGAACCGGUCGCUCUCUGGUCUCUCUGUCCAGAGCCCACAAGUCAUGACGCCCAAGAGCAUGGAUCACUCGACAACAGCGACUAGUCUUUCAUUAGCCAAUGACUCUCGUCAGCUGCAACAACAGCAAUCAUUGACGAUGAGUCACUCAGAGAAGCUGCAACAUAUUAUUCAGAAGCAUCGAGGGUCGUCGACCUCUCUCGAUGUGGCGAAUCCGUUGAGGUCACCGGUGAUCACUGCCAUGUCGGGUGUUGAGAGUGCGAGAGAUGUAUCGGCUAUAAGGACGGCAGCAGCAGGAGGAGGAGGACGAUUGGAGCCGUCGCUGACCAUUACGAGUCCAGUUCGCUCACCUUUGCUCCCAUUUUCGACACCAAGGCAGCCUACAACUCAACAUGUCGACCUCCUGAACAUUGCCUUGAAGAACUAUGAAAAAUGGACCGGAGCAGUAUCAGGAGCGACCACGGACGCCAGCAGCAAUCCCUCAUUCCAGGCGAUCAGUCGGGUGGCGACGAACGCUAUCAGCAUGAACCAGACAAUCCGGGCGUGGGUCAAGGCGGAUGUGAGUCUUGUCGAGUCUUCUUCGAUGAACGCUCUCCAGCGGGCGAGCGAUGAGCAGAUCCGGAGUCUGACCGAGUUUUUGUUGGCUGCUUCACGGACAUCUCACCUAACAGCCGCGGAUCGGUCGGGUAACAAUAAUAACCCGACCUCUGAUACCGAGUCUGUGAAUGGAGGUGGAUCGGUCAUAAGCCGGCCGUAUUCUCCGAGGCAGUCGACCGUUUUGCACCACCGAUUUGGUCAGGGCCAGAGGCUGUCGUUGGGUAUGGUUGCAAGUGAGUUGGGAGCUGGAGGGUUUGAACAGAAUCCACCCUACCCUACUCGGCCACUGUCGACUACCGCGUUUGAGACAUACGAGAUGCUGAAUGCUAGAGGAGCAGCAGGACCUGGGCCUGUCAUGGUAGGCAAUGGGAUGACGUCAUCGGGAUACUUGACCAGGACGAGCUCGAUUGCUUCAAGCAACAUCUCGGAACCCCGUGCGCGGAGUACUGGACCCAAUGUUCGACAUAGCCAGGGAGGGUAUGCGUCAGAUUACAGUUACGACCGCCAGCCUACUUCGGGAUACCAGGGUCUUGAUCUCUCUCGGAAUCAGCUCCAUCAACAACAACAGCAGCAACAGCAACAGCAGCAGGGAGGAGGAGCGUUGUCGAGUCGAGAGAAUUCACCGCCUCAGGAUGAGCCUCGAGGUCCUGUUCCCAGACGCCAGGCGAGUGGGCUGUUGAUGAUGGAUCCUCAACCGACCAAUAUGACACCCACACGGAAUCUACAGUCGCCUCAGCACCCACCAUUGGCAGCAGGUGGAGAACGCGCAAGAUCUAACACGCCUUUGGACCAGCAGCAGUCAUUGACACGACGACAGGUCAGUGUUCGGAACAUUAUGGCGCGGUAUUCUCAAGGAGCCAAAUCACCCAACGUGAGUGGGUUCGAGCACCAGAGCGGUGACCUGCAGGAUUCUGUCAUUGACCAAUCACAGGAGAAUGGUACUGGACGACCGUUGUCAAUGACACACCAAUAUGAUGAUGGCCCACGAUCACCGGUAUUUCAUCCAAGACAGGUCGUCGGGCAGGAUCAGCAGCAGCAGCAGCAGCAGUACCGGUACCGACAGCAGUUGCAGAGACAGGAUGCUGGGAUGUCGGCUUCGGAUGGUGCUUUUGGGCCUGGCCAUGCUCAAGGGCAGGUGCAGGCACAGGCACAAGCGCAGGCGAGGAUGGGUGGGUCAAUCCGGAGACCGCUGUCACAGCAGGACCAUCGCCGUAAUAUGGCCGAGUCUCGGUUGAAUGAAUCCGCGGAGGGUCGACAUGGCAGUUUGGGAGUACGAGGUGGACAGCGGUAUCUGCAGGAGAGGGCUGGCGCGUUUUCGGAGGACGAGAAUGCGAACGCCAGCGAUUGGGGUAGUGACUCGCAGCGUAGCAGUCGUGGAGUUGUGGUAGUUAAUCCGCAGAGGGCGUCCAUGGACUCUUAUUCGGCACGGUUGAAGCAGUUCCGAGGUCGACAUGAGCAGCAGUUACCGUUUCAUCAAGAAGGUUUGAGUUUUGAGGAGCCUUAUCCGGAUAAUGGUCAACAGCAGCAGAGUGGGGUGGCGUUUUCGGAAGGUGUAGUAGAUGUGGAAGCUGGAGACGCGUUGUCAACAGGACCCGUGCCCCGGUUCGCGCAACGUCAGCACCGGUACCAGUCCCAGACGCAGUCGCAGUACCUUGACAAGCCUUCCCAGCAUCGACAACAGCAGCACCAGCAUCAGCACCACCAGGAUAUGAUGAUGUCGACUCCUUCGUUACCUUCGCCCAACUCAUCCCCAUCGUCGUCUGCAAGAUUGGACGCCCCUUCGUUGAUGAUGUCCAUGUCGAAUUAUGGUCAAGGAGGUGGACUUGUUGGCGCUGCGGGAGCGAGUUCUUCAUCCUUGUCAUCUCUUGGUGGCAAUGGGGUUGAUGGACGGUAUCAUUUGUCGCCAAGAGGACCCGUUGGUGCGGCUACCUCCCCGAGGCAAAGUGUUACCGGGUUAAACGGCGAUGACCAUCAUCAGCAUGGCGGUCUUGGAGGACCUUACCAGGGAGCUGCAGGUCGAAGGAUGCAGAUGGCUGCUCUUCAGACUGCUCUGUAA